AAAAAAUCAAAGGUUACUUCAUAUUUGAUCAUCGAUAACGUUUGAAAUGAAAGCUCAAUACUGAUUAAAAAUUUAUAAAGUUAUAAUAUUAUAAUAUAUUCGUAUUAUUUCUCUGUUGGCAAAAUGGACACUCAUGAGUUACAUAUACGUUAAAAAAAUCAUACACUCUUAUAUAGUCGGAUAUUUAUACUUCGAUACCGAGUUAUUUUUAUAAUUAAACUUAAAAUAAAUAUUCGCAAAAGAAUCGAAAUAAUUAUUAAACAUUAAGUAAAUAUGUUUAAACGUAUAACAAUUGCGUAUAUUUAUAUGGAUUAAUAAAUGUUAAUAUCAGUGAUCGUCAACUAAGUUGACAAAUGUUCGGUGCUUUUUUUUUUUUUUUAUUAGUGCUAAUUAAUUCAAGGAAUGUAUAAAAUAUUAUGACAAGCGUCAUAUACACAGUGUUAAUGAAAUUCAGGUCAAUUGAAAACUUAUUAUUAUAAUUUGAUAUUUCUAUCAUUGUAUACAUUUAUUAUUCCAAUUGAAAUUUCUUCGAUUUAACCUACAAAAACUACUUAAUGCUUGCAAAAGUAUACAUGGACGUUAAUACAGUUUUAACUAUUACGACGAAUUUUUCAAAAUGUUGGAAGGACUUGUAGCCUGGGUACUAAAUACUUAUUUAGGAAAAUAUGUAGAGAAUUUAAAUACAGAUCAAUUAAGUAUUGCACUCUUGUCAGGAGAAGUAGAAUUGGAAAAUUUACCUUUAAAGCGUGAAGCAUUGCGUCAUAUUGGUUUACCAAUUGAAAUUAAAUCUGGAUUUAUUGGAAAAAUUAGAUUGCAAGUACCAGUUAGGCAAAUAAGGACUGCGUCAUGGGUCAUAGCAAUAGAACAAUUGUAUGUAGUAAUAGGACCAAUUUCUAUAGAUGAGUAUGAUAAUGAAGCAGAGGAACAAGCGCUUUUGGAAUAUAAGCUUAAUCGAUUAGAUUCUUUAGAAGCAAGAUGGAGAGCUGAUACAGAUAGAGAUCCUGGCUAUUAUGCUACUAGUUAUAGUUCUUGGUUGAAUUACGGCACUUCUUUAGUAACAAAUAUUAUAGAAAAUUUACAAUUAAAUAUAAAAGAUGUUCACAUAAGAUAUGAAGAUGGAUUGACAUUAUCAAAUGAUGGUGCCAUUACUUUGGGUAUUACAAUAGGUGCAUUGACUGCACAAAGUUGCGAUGCCAGUUGGAUACCAGGUUCCACUUCAUGGAAUCUUACAGAUGCAUCAUUUAAACUUAUGGAACUUGAUAGGCUCUCUAUUUACUGGAAUUACGUGAAGAAAGAACAACUUUUUAGUCAUCUUAAUCUUGGUGAUCUAGCUAUUGCUAUGAAUGAAACAAAAAAUUUAAUUAGAAACCACAUUUUAUCACCUGUGAGUGCAAGAGCUCACAUCAAAAGAGAUAGAUCUGAACGUCCAUUAAGAUCUUUAAAUAAACCAAGGAUUAUAGUGGAUCUAUUGUUGGAUGAGGUACCAUUAGUUCUCACAGAUGAAGCAUAUGAACAAAUUGUUGAAUGCAUUAAACAAUUGGAGGAUAUAGAUCGUCGAAAACAACAAAGACGAUGUCGACCGAAUGUUUCUAUUAGUACUGCACCUAAAGAAUGGUGGAAAUAUGCUGCACGAUGUCACAUUGGUAGAGAAACUUUAAAACCUCAAUUAUCUUGGAAUGAUAUACUUGUUAGAGGCAAAGAAAAUAUUAUUUACGUCGAAGCAUGCACUAAAUUACUAGGUACACCAACAUCUAUUUUGCCCCCAGAAACUAAACAUAUAAAAGAGAAAGUCGAACAAGAACGUAGUUUCGAAGAGCUUAAAGCAUUAAGAGAAAUAGCUAUGUUUAAAGUUAGACCUCCAAAACUUGCACAAAAUUCAAAUGUCAAUGUUCCUCAAGCACGUGGGAUAUUAGUGCAAUGGUUUCCACAAUGGUGGGGCUGGUAUUCAAAGACAUCACAUAGUGAUACCAAAAAUAUAUCAUCAACCUUUGAUGGUGAAUUAUUGGAUGUAUUGACUGAUACAAUGGAUGACACUCUAUUAUGUCGCGAUACAGUUUUUGGUCAAUUUAAUUUCACUUUAUCAAAGGGAGCAAUAUCUCUUUCUACUGCAGAGAAGGGUAGUGAUAAUACAAGGACUAGAAUAGAAUUGCAAUUUGAACGAGUUAAUUUAAUUUAUGAGUCCAGACCUAGAUCUGGAUCUCAUAAAUUUUCUAUAAGUUUAGGUGCCUUAUAUCUUCGCGAUUACUUAACAGAUAACUCUACUUUUCCUAUAUUGAUACAACCUCAAGUUAUAAGUACAUCUCGUACACGUGGUUCGUCUGAAAAAUUGAUAAAGCAUGUGCCACAACAAUUAUUUGAAUUAAUUUAUGAGAAAAAACCAUUACACUUGUGUACAGAUCAUUCUUUACAUGUUUAUUCAAAAUCUUUGGAUGUGGUGUAUAAUCCAGCUGUAAUACAUUGGCUUAUUGAUUUUAUGUGCAAACCACAUAGAGAUUCGUCAAAUCAAAGAUUACAAGCAAUGAAACGAAGAACGCGGCGUCAACUUAUCAAAAAUUGGGAACAAAUUUUGGAUGGAGAAUUUGUUUAUCGUUCGUCCUGGGAUUUACAAUUCAAUAUCUCUGCUCCACAAAUUUUACUUGUAGAAAAUUUUAUAGAUUCUAAUGCAGCUGUAGUGGUUGUUGAUUUUGGAAAGUUACGUUUAUCAAAUAACAUAGAAAGCAUCGAAGCACCUAUAAAAGCAGGUUCGACGAAUAGUGAUGAUGAAGAUGAAAGAUUUGAAACUCCAUGUUCAACACCACCUGGCAGUCAAGAAAAUGGUUCCAUACAUGAUUUUCAAGGUUUAUCAGAAGCUGCAUUGCAUCAGAAGCUAUAUGAUCAUUAUUCCGUCGAUUUGGUAGAUUUACAAAUCUUAGUAGGAAAGGUAAAAGACAAUUGGAAACAUGUUCGAUCUAGGGGAACAUCUACCUUACAUGUUUUAGAAAGAUUCAAUAUAUCUUUACAAAUUGAGAGAAGAGUUGUUACUACGUCAGAUCCAAAUUUUCCAUCUGUAACAGUGUCUGGAAAUUUACCAAGAUUGGUAGUACAUGUAAACGAACAAAAAGUUGAAGCAAUUCGUUUGAUGUAUAAUUUAUUAUCAAGCUUUCCUGCAUCAGCCAAUGCUCCACAAUCGGAAAUAAUUAAUAUGGAACCUGAAAGUCCUAAAAAAGGAGAAAUUGCCGAAGAACGUACUGUAAGCCAUGCUAUGAUGGUUCAAUUUAUUAUCAAUCAAAUGACAUUCGAAUUACAAUCACGAGGACGUAGUGUUGCAGAAUUACAAGUAUCUGGCGUUAGAGCAGCUUUAAGUAAAAGAACGGUGGAUUUGAGUGCCUCAUUAUUGGUUCACGGAUUGUUGUUAGUAGAUGCACUUCAAGAAUUUGGUCCUGAUUUCGAAUUGCUGGUUGCUAGUCAUAAACACGUCGGUAUGGAUAGCGUAUCUGGAAGUUUGAGAGAUUCUGAACCUACAUCUCCAGUCUCGCCGGUAUCACCUGGAUCCCCAGAUCCUUCAAUUUCUAAAAAAUUAACCACUCCAGUUGCUCUCACUCAUGCUUUGUUUAAUUUAGCUAAUCUUAGCUCUCCUAGAAAUAGUUUCUUUAUUGGAUUGGAUAAACUGGAUACAGAAGCUUUAAUUAUUGUAGAAUUAACACUGGUUUAUGAUCCUUUGGAAAAUUUAAGAGUGGCAAAUAUACAAUUUAAUAAUUUGGAUAUCAUUGCUAAUCAAGAAACGAUCGUAGAACUAAUGGGAUUUUUUCGAAGAAUUUUACCAUCACGACAAAUAAAGCCUGGAUUGAUCGAAAGACAAGAAUCAUUAUCACAUCAAGAUACAGGAUCAAAAGUAGCAACAAGAACAGAAAUUACUUUUGAUUUUCAUAGAUUGAACGUAUUACUUCUUCGAGCUGUUAUGCAAGAUAAUCAUUUAAUUGGUCAAAAAGUUGCAACCGCAACGAUGUCGGAUGCACGAAUACAAGCUACUUUGGCAACAGAAACAUCUAUUUCGGGAUCUCUCGGAGGAUUACAAGUAUUAGAUCAAACUACUAUUGGUAAAGUUCAUCAGAGAAUUUUAAGUGUUGGCAGAGAUCCCUUGGCCGAAUCGCCACAGCAAUUGGCCGAAUAUUUUGCAAAUAUAUCGGAUCAAUUAGAAGCAUUUCGAUUUUCAGCUAAACGUAAUACUAUAUAUCAUCAACAAGAGCUCGUAGAGACUGCAGUUGAUCUAACAAUACGUGUUGGAAGUGUGUGGUACACACACGCGCCACAUUUAUUAUCGGAAUUACGUUCAUGCGCCGAUGAAUUUAAACAAUACUUGAGUAAUCUAGCUAGACAAAUUAGUGCAGCAGCAACAGAUAUGGCGUUCGGUUUAGUAAAUGCAGAAGAUUGGUCGAUCCCACCACGCAAACGUUUACCUAGUCUUUCAAUGUCUUUAGAAAAUUCUGGCACUUUGUCUUUAAAACUGGAUAUAGUAUUGGACAGUCCAGUGCUUGUAAUUCCACGGUCGUCGCAUAGUACACAAGUGUUUGUUGCACACUUAGGUACAAUGUCACUUCAACAUGAACCUCAGCCUAGUUCUAUGAUGAAACAUAGAAUAACUUUGGAAGUUCGAGAUAUAAAUUUAUAUUCUCUUGAAACUACUGCAAAUAUUAAUCAAGUUCAUAAUAAUUUACCUUUGAGGGCUGAGGAAAUGUAUUCUUGUAAAGAGUAUGGCAAGCCAAUAUUACAUGACACAUUGUUGAAGAUUAUAGUUGAAAAGGAAAACACAUUGACACAGAGUUCUAAUUAUUUAUUAGACGCAGAAUUUGUAAAUAAUCCGAUAGUUCAAGUUCAUGGGGUUGUCUUGACACCUUUAAAAGUUUCAUUAUCACGCGGGCAAUAUGAACAAUUAUUGGAUACCAUGAACAGAUUAAUGUCAAUGCCUACUAGUACACCGGUGAUACAAACAUCACAUAAUUUACAAAAAACAUCAAUUUAUUCUGAAAAAUUGGAUUUAUUUAUAAAAGUAUUGUUCGAGCUACCUAGCUUAAGUAUUGAAUUAAAACAAGCUCAUUCUGAACAACCAUUAGUAGAAUUGUCAAUGCGAGAUUUUGUUGCAAAAUAUGAAAAAUUACAGAGAAACGAAUCAACUAUGCAAGUUUCUUUACGUUCUCUUCUCAUGGAAGAUCUUCUUUGUCCUAUUGGAUCGCGACAUCGAUAUAUGAUGCAAUCAUCAGCUCCAGCUCGAGCCAAGUUACCUACUGGUGUAUCUAAAUCUUGCCCUGAUCUAGCUAUUGUCCAACAAUUUAGAAGCGAUUAUGGAAGAGGAAGUUUACCAGAUAGAUUAGAAGCAGAUACUUUAUUUGGGACAAUUCCUGCACAUUGGCGUAGAACUCCGCCAUCUUUAAUCGGCACUCCGAAUACACCACCACCAUCGCCUGGACUAAUUACAAGUGAAGAAAAUUUAGUUCUAAUAAAUAUCACAAUGAUAGAACCAGACAGUGAUUAUGAAGGAACACAUUAUUUCCAAAAAAUGGUUACUGUAGACUUUAAUUGCUUAGACUUAGUAAUAAGUGUGGAGUCAUGGAUGGUCGUAUUUGACUUUUUUGGAAUAGCAGGACCAUCAGAGACAAAUCCUAAAAUUUAUGCACAUCAAGUACCUACAGAACUAGAGGAAACAAAUGAUAUUUUCGAUAUUCCUUCGAAAUCGGAAUUUGAAAUAGAAGUGAGAUCUCUUACUUUGGUAUUAAUACAAUCAGAUCGUGAAAUUGCUAAAGCAAAUGUAUCAAAUGCCAGUAUGGUUAUUGUAAAAGCAGAUGGUAAAACAAAAAUAUCUGGAUCUUUAGGUUCGAUGUCGUUGCUCGAUCUGACGCCACAUGGCAGAUAUUACAGAGAGAGAUUUCUUUCAUCUGGUAGAAAAGCAUUGAAUGUUCAAUACACAAGUUACAUUGAUUCCAAAGAAAGAUCGUAUGACGCUCGAUUAAAAUUGGAAAUGUCUGCCGUUCAUUACGUGCACACGCAACGAUUUGUAGCGGAACUUCAAGCCUUUUUUGGUCAUUUUUCACAACUUUGGACUAUUAUGGCAAAUUUACGAGCCGACACUGGAGUCACAAUAGAUACUAAAACUAGAAGCAUGCGUUUGUCAUUAGAAUUACAUGCUGGAGCUCCAGUAAUAUUGCUUCCAGUUAGCUCGACGUCUAAAGAAUUAAUCUUAUUAGAUCUUGGAGAAUUAACAGUUCAAAACAGUUUUGAAAGUUCUUCAGUUAUUGAAGAAUGUCUCUUAGAUGUUACACUUUUAGAACUUGUUAAUAUGGAUGUUUAUGCAGCAGAAAGAAUAACAGCUAAAUAUGAUGAUCAAGAAAGUUUAGAUGCACUAAUGGUUGGAGGAUUUUUUAUCAAAAAGAUUGGAUUAUCUUUGCUCACUGAAAUGUGUCAUUUAAAUCUACAUAUUGAACGAAAUUUGGAUGUUCAUAUAAGUAGAGAAAUUCCAGAUUUAAGUAUACAUGGUGUACUUUCAACAAUGGACUGUGCUUUGGAUCCUGCUCAAUAUAUGCUAAUCCGUGGUUUACUGUCUUAUAAUAUUGGAGAAAAUUUAGACGAUCUACGUUUAUACAUGCAAGAUUUAGAUGAUAAGGUAGAUUAUUCUAUGCCUACCACAGAUAAUCAAGAGAAAGUUUGGACAAAAUCGUGUAUAACUCUUGAACUUGUAAAUGUAACAGUAAAGUUACACCCCAAUCAUGGUAUUGCAGCUUUAGCAUGUAUCAAUUUUAUAAAAUCAAUGCUGACUUUGGAUUCUUUAAGUGAUGGAUCACAGGAUAUUGAUUUAGUCUCUCAAGAAAUAUUGAUUACCGAUAUGCGAUUUCAGGAUGAACCUGCUAAUAAACGUUCAAAUGUUUUUACAAGUAUUUUGCAGCCAUUAAAAGAUUCUACUAAUAUUCAGGACCGUGUACAAGCCGAAGUACAUCAUAGAAGACGUAAUAAUAGUGCUACAACUACAGUUCUUUUACAUAGCAUGAGACUUACAGCAAUUCUUGAUUGGUGGGAAGCUGUAAGAGAUUUUGUAAUGUUGAAUUCACCUGAACCCGACCCAAUUCUAGGAAUGACUCAAGUAACUGUCUGUCAAGACAAUAGUAAUUUUUCUUUAAAUAUAUUACCAGUAGAGAUAAAAGUGAAUAUAACAGACUCUGAAUUAGUUUUUGUUGAGGAUACAUCAGUAUAUGAUACUAAUGCUGUAAUAUUAAAGUGUACAGCUGUUAUAGCAUAUAGGACUGUACCACAAGAAGAUGAAAAGCCAUUAUCAUGUAACUUGUCACAUUGUGAAUUAUUCUCUUGUAUUUUGGGAUUGGAAGAAGAAACUGCUUUAUCUAUUAUUGAUCCUGUUGGUGCUAGUAUAGAAUUAACACAACAAAAAUGUCUAGAAAUUCAACUUCAACCCUUAUGUGUCAGAUUAAGCUAUCAUGAUGUAACUAUGUUUUCUAGAAUGUUAAAUUCAUUACCAAAACAGACAUUAUGGGCUAAACAGAGAUCACAUGAAUUAUUAAAUAAUAUGGAAAAUCAAAUAUCAAAAUUAAAUGCUCUUGGGUUUACGGAAACAGAUUGUAAAGAUGCAUUAGAACGAUGCAACGGCCAAUUGGAUGAAGCGGCAUUGUGGUUAACGCAAAAUGCAAUACCAAAUUCUGAUGUUACUUCGAAAAAUGAAUCUAUGUUUACUGUCAUAGAAGUACAAACAACAUGUGCCAGAAUAUGUGUAAUAGAUGAUUGUAGAGAUGCAGAUGUUCCACUUAUGGAGUUAACACUUAUUGAUUUAUCAUGGAGACAAACAGGUGCAUUGAUAUUACAAGGACAGGGCUCAAUAUCUGCAACAUUUGCCAUUGAUUAUUACAAUAGAGUACUUUGUGGUUGGGAACCAUUUAUUGAGCCAUGGAAUGCCAAUCUUCAAUGGGAACAAAUGCUUACUAAUUCCCUUGAUCCAAAAAGACUGGAAGUAUUUAUUCGUUCCCAAGACUCUGUAAAUGUCAAUGUAACAUCUACAUUGGUAGAACUUGUUCAGUUAGUUAAGCACAAUUGGACACAAGAUUAUUAUUUAUCUAGUAGAGAACAUGGUGUAAAUAAAUCAACAGUAAGUGGACAAGGAUAUCGCCGUCGGUCACCCUUUAUUCCGUUUGCUUUAAAAAAUGAAACUGGAUCCAAAUUAUGGUUUAAAACUUUCAUUGCCACAGCGGAUAAUAUAAAGGACAUUGGCAAAAACUUUAAGUCAAAGAGUAUUCUACAAAAAGAUGAAACGUGGAUGGAAGUAACACCGGGAAAUACAAUACCAUUUACUUUUGAAGGAAGAGGAAAAUUGCGUCAUUAUGCUACGCAUAUCGAAAGAAGACAUCAAGUAGCAGUAGUCGUCGAUGGUUGGACAGCAGUAGAUCCGGUAACUGUUGAUCGCGUUGGUAUAUAUUUUCGACACGCAACCGUUGAUGUCCUAAAGAAUCAGAUGAUAUCUUCAAAAACCAGAAUAGUUUUUGAUGUUGAAUUAGAAGGUUCUGCUAGGAAAUUGAUCACAGUUAGAUCAGCUUUGCAAAUAAAUAACAAAUUGGCAUAUUCGGUUGAAAUUAAGAUGGAGAAGUCCUUAAAUCCAUUUGGAUAUUUGCCACUAAAUUCAUCGAUCAGUGGUAAAAUUAUCCAAAUACCUGCCCAGUCUGUAAUUUCAGUACCUUUAGGGCACAUUGGCAUGCAGAUGAGUUUUAGACCAGCAUUUCCAAACAAUUUAUUUCAAUAUUGCAUUGAACCAAUUGAUUGGACUAUUAUUAAAAAACCGUCAGAAGUUACUGAAAGUCAUAUUACCUGCAAAAGUAAUCAAUCCAAUAUAUUUAGGAUGUGUAUAGCUGUAAAACGUGAUAAUUAUCCCAUUGAUACUGGUCAAACAUUGCCAGCACAUACAAUAAUAAUAAUGGCACCGAUCACAUUGACCAAUUUACUACCAUAUGAGUUGUUAUAUGAAGCAGGUAUAGAAAGUGGUAGAAUCCGACCUGGUGGCAAUGCUGAUUUACACUGUCCAAAUAUUGAUGAGCAAUUAGAAAUAAUAAUACAUUUAGAAGGUUAUCCUGGUACAGGAACAAUAUUUUUGCCACAAAACAGUGGUUCCUUUACAGCACGUCUUAAAUUGACGGAUGCUAAUAGUAGAAUAUUAUUUUUGUAUGCAUCUAUUAUUGUUGAGAAGGGUUCUGCAGUGCAAAUUAACAUUACUUCACCAUAUUGGAUUAUUAAUAAAACGGGCUUGCCACUUGUCUUCAAGCAAGAAGGUGUUGGAUUUGAAGCAGCUGGUCAGUUUGAGGAACAUGAGAAAGCAAGAAUGGUUGCACCAUUAUUGUUUUCCUUUAGUGAUGAAGAAGCUAGCAGAACUUUAUCAGUAAGAGUAGGUGCUGGAGUUCAUUCAAAUGGUGUACCACAAUGGUCUCAACACUUCCACUUACAACCUGGAAUACAGGUACAUCGGCUUAGAGUGACAUUACGUGAAAAUAGACCUGACAUCGUAUAUCUUAUUAGUGUAGCAACGCGUACAGCUAGAGGACGGUAUAGAGCUACAACAGUUGUUACAUUGUCACCACGGUAUCAAUUGCAUAAUAGAUCUUCUUAUACUUUGGAAUUAGCACAGAGAUGUUUCACUACUACAGUUAGUCAUCCAGAUGCUCAAGCAACAUAUAUAACAUCAAUGCCUGAUUGUCAUAUGCCAUUUCAUUGGCCAAGACUCGAUAAAGAUUUAUUACUAUGUGUUCGAAUUAAAAAUUUACCAAAUUGUAUGUGGUCAGGUGGUAUUAAAUUAGAUGAUAAUUAUUCUCUAACAAUCAACAUUAGAGAUGCAAUAGGAAAAAUGAAUUUUUUACGAGUUGACGUUGUACUGCAAGAAAGUACAUAUUUUAUUGUAUUUACGGAUGCAGACACAAUGCCACCUCCUAUAAGAGUUGACAAUUUCUCUGAAGUUCCAUUGAUAGUAAAUCAGAUGUCUGUACCUGGUAGUUUAGAAUGGAGUGUAAGACCUCAUUCGUCUGUACCGUAUGCAUUGGAUGAACCAAUCCAACCAACUGGUUUAGUACUAACAGCCCCAGGUAGCGUUACAGGUUCAUAUGAUCUAAAUAUACUUGGAGAUGGACGAAGUUUAACAUAUGAAAAUUUCAUUUAUAUUGCAUUCACUGGAACUUUUAAAAAUGAUAGCGAUCUUGGAUCAGAAGAUAAUGGUUCAGAUCCAUUAGAUGUAGAAACACAAAGAUUGGUGUUGGAAGCAGGCCCUGGAGGUUGGGUUGUUCUUCGUAGAAAACAAUACGGUGCUAGAUCUCAACUUUGGAGAAUGAGUAGCGAUGGACAAUUACAACAUGAAGGUUCUAGUCCUCCAAGGGAUAAACAUUCAAAAACACCGGAUACAGUAUUAGUAUUGGAUAUAGCAGGCACAGCACCACAACCAUUUACUUAUUGUGCUCUAGCAUUAAGAAAACCAGAUCCAAGACGAAGAUCUACACAAACAUGGCGAUUUACGGAUGAUGGACGAUUGUGUUGUGCACAUAGGAAUAUGUGUGUCCAAUCAAAAGAUGGAUUUAUGGGAUUACACGAAGGCGGCAGUGUUGCCCGUUGGCACAUGUGGAGCGAGGCCGUAUUAGGUCCACAAACUCAUACGAAUCCACCACCUGUCGAACAACGAGUUAGAAAACAAAAAUUACGACCAGGUUCUGGCUUCUUAUCAGUGAAAGUAAUUACUGAUGGUCCAACACGCGUUUUACAAAUAUUAGAUAUUAAAGAAAGGAAAAAGACAUUUGCUUUACUCGAAGAACGUGAUUGGUCUCAUAUUGCUGUUACUCAACGUCCUACGCAUGUUCGCGUUGAUACUGAAAAUCCCGAUUUUCAUGAAUUGCGAUUAAAUGUCAAUUUACCAACAGGUUUGGGAUUAUCAAUUGUAUCACAAAGACCACCUGAGGAAUUAUUGUUUGCACGAUUCGCUGGUAUAAAUUUGGAACUCACGCAAACAAACGUUAAUACAAUAUUAGAUUUAAGCGUUGAAGAUGUGCAAAUUGAUAAUCAACUUGUUGAAGCACAAUGUACAUCUGUUUUGUAUGUUACUCGUUCUCCGCGCACAGAAAAUAAUCACCGACCUGCAAUACAAGUGGCUGUAGAAAAAUUAAAAUCUAAAAAUCAAAAUGCCGAAAUUUACAAACAUUUGAUAGUUACCAUUAAACCAUUGUGUAUACAUCUUGAAGAAAAAUUAAUUUUGAAGUUAGCAGCUUUCGUAGGAGCUGGUAGAUCAGAGAUGGAAGUACCUCUUGAUGAAAAUGAUUUUAAAGCACAAAGAUUUAUUUCCGAAGUAUCUGCUUCUCAUGCUAAACGAUAUUAUUUUGGUGCAUUAAAACUAAUCCCUAAUCAGGUAAAGCUUAGUGUGCUGACCACUACGAAAUUGCCAUCGCAUCUUCAAGCAAUAAAAAGAAAAUUGGGUUUAACUUUGAUCAAAUUUGAAGAUGCCACGAUUGAAUUAGAACCAUUUGUUAAAAGACAUCCUUUUGAAAAUAUCCAAUUUUUAUUGCAUUCGAUUAUAAAACAUUACAAAGAUGAAUUAAAAUGGCAAGCAGCUGUUAUAUUAGGAUCUGUAGACUUUUUGGGUAAUCCUCUUGGAUUUAUGAACGAUGUCACAGAAGGGGUUUCUGGUUUAAUAUAUGAAGGCAGUGUAAAAACUUUAGUGAAAAAUGUCACACACGGUAUAUCAAAUUCAGCAGCUAAAGUUACAGAAUCUUUAUCAGAUGGUUUAGGACGUGUAAUUAUGGAUGAGAGACACGAAGAAGCCAGGCAAAGAAUUCGAGCAAAUACUGCAGGCAGUAGUGAUCAUUUAGUUGCUGGUCUGAAAGGACUUGGCUUUGGCUUAUUAGGUGGUGUUACAAGUAUUUUUAAACAAACCUAUGAUGGAGCUACUAACGAAGGCUUUCCAGGUUUCUUUGCUGGCUUUGGUAAAGGAGUAGUAGGAACUAUUACAAAACCAGUCGUGGGUGUAUUAGAUCUUGCUACAGAAACUGCUACUGCAGUACGAGAGACAAGUAGAAGUGCUCAUCGUGCAAUACCAAAACGUGACAGACCUCCACGUAUUGCUAGUGGUGCAGCUGUUUUAUUACCACCCUAUAAUCGACAACAGGCCGAGGGACAAGAAUUUCUUUAUAGUAUUAACAAUCGUGAUUAUUCAGAGUUACUUUUGGCGUAUGAAUGUUUACGCAGCGGUACUGAAAGUUUAAAAGUACUUGUGUCAAAUGAAAGGGUGCGUGUUAUUUCUGGAGGAGCAAAAGCUGUCGUGACUGAAGUUAAUUUAGCAGAUCUUUUUUAUUGUCAACCAAUGCAUAAAAAUGAAAGUAAUGGCACAACGUUAUAUUAUAUAGAAUUAAUAUCUAGAACAGAUUCAGGAUCAUUAACUGUUGAUGGUUCUGAGCUGUUAAGAAGACCAAAAGUUCGUUGCGAUAAUGAGGAAGUUGCUAAACAUGUUUCACGACAAAUCAAUUAUGCUAAGGGAAUGCAUGAAGAGCGCUGUUUAACACUUUCAUCUUCUGACAAUAUGCUUGAUGAUGUUCAAUCCUACAAGUAGUCAUAUAAUAAUGUUUUGGAUUUAACUUGAGAAUAAUUUACUUUUCUUGAUAAACUAGUCAAAAGAUCUUUUCUUACAGUGCACAUCAGCAAUGCCUUAUUACGCUUAAAAUAAUUGGUAAUAAGACUGAUGCAAGGCACAAUAUGCUGCUGUGUUAUAAAGAAUACUAAAUAAUUUUAUUUUUGGUAGUAUAUAGUUCUGCACUUAAUUAUUAAAUAAUUUAAUACAUUCUAUUAACUCGCACAUAUAGUACAUAUAAUUUUUAUACAAACUGAUAUGAAAAAAAAAA
Messenger RNA from Vespa mandarinia (Asian giant hornet), 12884 nucleotides. RefSeq names its product vacuolar protein sorting 13D (gene Vps13D). Gene Ontology annotation, molecular function: protein binding. Lineage: Eukaryota; Metazoa; Arthropoda; Insecta; Hymenoptera; Vespidae. The record is from RefSeq and is a predicted model, not a curated record. Gene Ontology annotation, biological process: protein retention in Golgi apparatus; mitochondrion organization; protein targeting to vacuole.